AUGACUAAGAAAGUCGAGGUAGUGCUGGGUUCUGGUGCCAAUUCGGCCAUUCACCUCAAUGUUGGUGUAGAUGUCCAACUUUCUCUUCUUCUUGGUUGCGACUGCAGUGGGUUUCUUCAACGAGAGGCUGACAAUCCCUCUCUCGCACAUUGCACCAAGGAUGGUGAUGGACACACCUCUCUGUGUCGGGACAGUUGUCAUAGCCAGGGUGCCACUGACAGAACGGCCAAAAGUUCUCUUGAUGUGCAUGUUGAAGCCUGCUUCAUCGAUGAACACACACCCAGAGAACUCUUCCAUGACAGCUAUCCUUGCUUGUUCCAAGGUAGCAUCUGGUUUACUUUCGAAAAACUUCAAAAAAAAAGCAGAGUGCGCCUGGAACAACUUUUGGUUGCCACGUUUUCGUUCUUUAGGCGCAGAAACCUCCUCAACCUCCAUCGUCUCCAGCCUAUUGGACUCAUCAGUCUCCACUGUGGCAGCAUCAAAAUCGGCCUGGAUCUUCUCUCUGGCCAGCCUGACAUAGUUCUGGGCAGUCCGGACAUUGAUCCCCGUUUCUCUGGCAGCGGCAGCAGCAGUCUGGUUUUCCAAGAAAACCAAGGAGAAGAGCUUGUUCACCUGGUUUUGGUUGUACUUUCGGUACAAACCUCGACCUAUGCUUUCUGCAGUGGGAACAGAAUCAGGAUCGACCUUCUCCGGCAGAUUCGUCUUUGGCUUCUGUGCAACAAUUGUCUUGGUUGUGGCCUCGUUGCACUGCAAAAACAGAUCAAUUUCGCAUAUGUAAAGUAUACCUAA
This is a messenger RNA of Phycomyces blakesleeanus NRRL 1555(-), 789 nucleotides long. RefSeq lists its product as hypothetical. NCBI's taxonomy places the organism in Eukaryota, Fungi, Mucoromycota, Mucoromycetes, Mucorales, Phycomycetaceae. The record is from RefSeq and is a predicted model, not a curated record. The transcript is spliced from 2 exons. Bases 1 to 789 code for a protein of 262 amino acids.